This is a messenger RNA of Harpia harpyja (harpy eagle), 1191 nucleotides long. It is a transcript of the gene MBOAT4, whose product is annotated as membrane bound O-acyltransferase domain containing 4. Gene Ontology annotation, biological process: peptidyl-serine octanoylation; lipid modification. Gene Ontology annotation, molecular function: serine O-acyltransferase activity. Gene Ontology annotation, cellular component: endoplasmic reticulum membrane. The record is from RefSeq and is a predicted model, not a curated record. Lineage: Eukaryota; Metazoa; Chordata; Aves; Accipitriformes; Accipitridae.
AUGGGCAGCUACGCUGUGUUGCUCCACAUCCCUGCCACUGGCUCCAUGCUCGUCCUCCUCUCCGUCAGCCCAGCUCGUGCCCACACCUGGGUCUUCGCCCUCCAGAUGUCCUGGCAGACACUCUGCCACCUGCUUCUGAGCAGCCGGGAGCUGGACCCACAGGGUGCCAGGCCAGCCGUUGCCCUCUCUGCCAUCACGCUGUUCACCCAGAAAGCUACAUCUCUGGCCCUGGACAUCCACAAAGGGCUCAUGCCGCUCCAGCUGGGCCAAGGGCUUUUGCAGCGUGCGCUGCCCCUCCGCAGCUACCUGCUCUUUUUCCCAGCCCUCCUCGGAGGUCCCCUCUGCUCCUUCAGCAGGUUUCAGGCCCAGGCCGAGUACUGCGGUGCUCUCCCCUGCUCGCUGAGGGCCGCUGGCCAGCAGUGCCUCUGUGCCCUGGCCCUGCAGGGGCUGGCGGGAGGGCUGGCCACAGGCAGGGGCGCCGGACAGGGCUGCGCCAGACUGGGCUGCCUGUCCCGCGUCUGGGCACGGGCCCUGCUCCUCCGGCUGGCCUACUGUUCGCACAGGGUGCUGGAUGAGGCCCUCCUCGAAGUGGUGGGCUUCGGGCCAGUGGCGGGCCCGGGAGAGUUUCUGUCCACGACCACCCACCGCCUGGCCAUCUUCACCCGAACCUGGAACAAGAGCACGUCCCGCUGCUUGAGGAGACUUGUCUUCCAGCGCUGCCCAGCCCAGCCGCUCCUAGUCGCUUUUGCCUUCUCCGCCUGGUGGCACGGCCUCCGGCCCGGGCAAGUCUUUGGUUUCCUGUGCUGGGCUGUCAUGGUGGAGGCUGACUACUGCAGCCAUCCCUUCCUCGGCGCCUGGGCCACCUCCCGGGGUAUGAAGCUCCUCUACCGUGGCACAACCUGGGUGUUCACGCAGCUCAUCGUCGCCUACAUCCUGGUGGCUGUGGAGACCGAGAGCUUCUCCAUGCUCUGCCUGCUCUGGACUUCCUGCAACAGCAUCCUUCCCCUCUCCUAUGGCCUCACGCUGCUGCUGCUGCUGCUUGCCAAGAAGCCGAAGCAGAACUGAGCCUGUCCUGGGCGAACUUGUGCGGCCAGUGGGGCACAUCCCUGCACACGUGAGCACACAGGGUGAGAAGUGCUAUUGGCCGAGCAAUCUCAUAUAACAGCAACUCCAGAGAAUCAGGUUGCCUUU